Messenger RNA from Aspergillus neoniger CBS 115656, 1741 nucleotides. RefSeq names its product BRcat and Rcat domain-containing protein. Lineage: Eukaryota; Fungi; Ascomycota; Eurotiomycetes; Eurotiales; Aspergillaceae. Gene Ontology annotation, biological process: ubiquitin-dependent protein catabolic process; protein polyubiquitination; positive regulation of proteasomal ubiquitin-dependent protein catabolic process. Gene Ontology annotation, cellular component: cytoplasm; ubiquitin ligase complex. Gene Ontology annotation, molecular function: ubiquitin conjugating enzyme binding; ubiquitin protein ligase activity; zinc ion binding. Bases 111 to 1598 code for a protein of 495 amino acids. The transcript is spliced from 3 exons. The record is from RefSeq and is a predicted model, not a curated record.
CUUGUGAUGGAAUGAUAACCUGUAACCUCCUUUUUUAUCAAACAACUCGAGACUGCUGCUCAAUACUGCACUUUUAGCUUUCCAGACACAUUCUACCUCAUUAAAUCACGAUGGCCUGCGUGCUAGAUCCAGGGAUCGAUCAACCAACAUUCGAUCUGAUUGUCCAGCUACAGCUCCAAGAGACGGACCUUUAUUUCGAGUCUUCCAAAGGAAAGUCACGCGACCCUACAGAUGAAGAGUUGGCCUUCCACUUGCAAAACGAGGAAUGGAGAAAUAUCUCAGAGUAUCUGCAGGAUAGGCGAAUGGCCAUGAGUUUCGCGACUGCGGUGCAAGCUGAUGGACAUGUUCUGGCCGAGACCCAAGUCGAAGAAGAGAAUGCCUCAAAAGACCGGAUUAUUGCUCGCCAAUUGACGGAAGAUAGAUGUAAUGUGCUUCCAAGUGAGCUUGAGUCGGAGUCAGCGGCUCUGGAUGACGAGACCUUAGCUAAACUUCAAAUCUUAUAUGUCAAUAAUAUGGAAGACUACAGCUUUACAGGAGACUUGGACACAGGAGAGAGUCAAAAUGAGUGUGCUGAAUCGUCUGCCCGGGCAAUCCAACGAGCUGGUCACUCUUUACCGCGAGCCCGACGAUGUGUGGCUUGCAGGGAACUAAUCGAUUUCGUGAACGUGUUUCGCGCUCCCUGUCGGCACGAGUAUUGUCGAUCCUGUUUAGCAGAUCUCUUCGAGUCUUCUAUGACAGACGAGUCUCUCUUUCCUCCGCGAUGCUGUCGGCAACCUAUAGAUCUGACCACUGCUCGCAUAUUCUUGAAGUCUGAUUUAGUGGAGCAGUAUCAGAAAAAGAAGGUUGAAUACGAAACCCCGAACAGAACGUACUGCUACUCUUCCAACUGUGGUGCAUUCAUCGACAUAUCUCAUAUCAGUGGUGAAGUGGCCACAUGUCCUGACUGCGGGCACACAACUUGUGCAAACUGCAAAGGACGAGCACAUACUGGUGACUGUCCCGAUGACUCCUCCCUGCAACAGCUACUAGCAACCGCACAGGAAAAUGGGUGGCAACGUUGCUUUUCAUGCUGGCGAGUGGUGGAAUUAAGUUAUGGUUGCAACCAUAUGAUCUGUCACUGCGGUGCCGAAUUCUGUUACAAUUGCGGACUGGAGUGGAAGAAAUGCGAGUGUGAACAAUGGAAUGAGCAUCGUCUCCUUGCCCGUGCAUAUCAAAUAAUCGAUCGAGAAGCAGAUCAGCCGGCAGCUGCGGCCCUCCCACAAGAUGCCGACGAGGCCCUUGUGGAGGGUCAGCUCGUACCGGAGGCUCAUGAGCCUCAUUUUCAAACUCGGGAGGUGCAAUCUGAGGAUGUAAUUGUGGCAGAUGAGGAGCCAUUUGCAACCCUUCCUUCUCCCACUACUCGGACAGCACGAGAUCUUUUGGUUGCAAGAACUAUGCAAGAGCUCAGAGACAAUCAUGAGUGUGGGCACAGCAAAUGGAAAUACUUACGUGGGCCGCAUCGAUGUGAAGAGUGCUUUCAUCACUUACGCGAAUAUAUAUUCGAGUGUCGCCAAUGCCGGAUUCAAGCAUGCAAUCGUUGCAGAAGAAACAGACUCUGACCGAAGUGAGAACAAACACGGGUUCAAGAAGUGAAGACUAGUUGCGAGAAGGCUAGGGUUUAAGUUUAAGUGAGUCUGAGGUGGGCAUGGUGGUUGUGCAAAUGACUAUAUUGAUUCUUACGUAUGUCCAAAGUAUUUCUGAC